GUUGGUAUAAACAUGAGAUGUAAAGAAGACCUGGAAAUAUUGGAUUUACUAAGACAAGAAGAGAUUGAUCAAUAUGAUGAACAAAGAGAAGACAUUAGAAUGAAAGCUAAGCAGCAAAUACUUCAGGUACAGGAGGAAAAUAGGAAGACUUUCAAUGAGAAGAGGAAACCAAGUUCUCAAUACAAAGAAGGAGAUUUGGUGGCCAUAAAGAGGACUCAGUAUGGACCGGGUUUGAAGCUGAAACCUAAGUAUCUAGGACCGUACCGGGUGACGAAGGUUAAGCGGAAAGAUCGUUACGACGUAGAGAAGGUGGAUACUGCUGCUGAAGGGCCUAAUAAGACGUCCAGCUCAGCUGAUCAAAUGAAGCCGUGGCCUAAUUAGGUAAAGUAUCUUGCUAUUUAAAUAAGAGGU
This is a messenger RNA of Ostrinia furnacalis (Asian corn borer), 411 nucleotides long. RefSeq lists its product as uncharacterized. The coding region runs from base 13 to 381 and encodes 122 amino acids. The record is from RefSeq and is a predicted model, not a curated record. Lineage: Eukaryota; Metazoa; Arthropoda; Insecta; Lepidoptera; Crambidae. The transcript has a single exon.